CCAGGGUUGCCGUUUUCCGCACAACACCGGUUGAGCGUGAGCAUCUUUCUAGAAAAGCACCAGUUAAAGUGAAAGAUACGGACUGUACGUACGAGUCGGCUGCACAGUUAACGUGAAAUCCGAGGAAGGCCAAUCUCUUUGAAGACAAAGAGUAUAAAGAUGCCUUCAGCAGCUGUUGGCAACAAUGCUGUCCAGUGUGCCAUCCCAGACCUGGGGAGUGGAAGUCACUCUGAGACCAUGAGGCAGUUUUUUGGUGUUAUUGACAAAAAAGUCCGGAAUAUGGAAAAGAAGAAGUCCAAACUGGACGACUAUCAAGAAAAAAAGAACAAAGGAGAGAGACUGAAUCAGGAUCAGCUGGAAGCUUUGUCAAAGUACCAGGAGAUCAUCAAUAACCUUGACUUUGCUCGAGAACUGCAGAAGAGCUUCCUGGCAUUGGGCCAAGAGGUUCAAAAAGCGGUGAAAAAGUCUGCUCGACGGGAGCAGCUGCAGCGGGAGGAGCUGGAGCAACGGCGGCUGAAGACCGUUUUGGAGCUUCAGUUCUUACUGGACCAGUUAGGAGACGACGGCGUACGACAGGACCUUAAACAGCCCGGUGCUUCGGGUGCCCCUCUGCUCACCGACGGUGACCUCACCUCCUUUGAUGAGUUUUACAAACUGGUGGGGCCUGAGAGGAACUGCGACAUCAGGUUGACUGAGCAGUAUGAAGAGGCCUCGCUGCACUUGUGGGCGCUGCUUGAGGGCCGAGACAAGCCUGUGGCAGGAACCACAUACAAGUCUCUGAAGAAGACUCUGGACAAACUGCUGUUGAGUGGUUACUUUGACAGACCAGAGGCUAAUCAGAACGGUGCAUGUGAGACAGAAGAGACGCAAGAGGAGCCCCCUGCUGUGGCGGCUGAGGCUGUGGUGACUGCAGAGCCCCCAUCAGAACCUGAAGGACUAAUUAACGAGAACUACAUCGAGGCUGUAAAGGUGGAACCCACAGAGUUUGUUAACAGACAGUUUGCUUCAGAAACUUCUUACAGCAGCACAGACCAAGACCAAGUAGAGGAGUGGUCAGUGGAGACUCAGAUGAGCUCUCUCCAGCACCACCCCUCAGCACAGCUGGCUCCAGAGCCAGCCGUUACUGUGAACCCAGUCGCUCCCACUCCUGCCACUGACCCGGUGGUCAGAAAACAGGCGGUGCAAGACCUCAUGGCCCAGAUGCAAGGGACAUACAACUUUAUGCAGGACUCCAUGUUGGAAUUUGAUGGCCAGGCUCUGGACCCAGCCAUCGUUUCUGCACAGCCCAUGAAGCCUCUGCAGGCUGUUGACUUGCAUCCGAUGGGUGGCCCUUCAAUAGUCCACUCAGAACCAAGGCUUUCCCAAACAACUACAGUAUCUGGACCACAAGAAUCCUCCCGAGCUUCUAUGUCUUUGUCAGCUGAACAUUUGGCUGCCUCAUGUUCCUUGUCUACCGCCUUCCCACCUGUCUCCAAACCCACCCACUCUGGAGGCAUCAAUGUGAACGCAGCACCUUUCCAGUCAGUGCAAGCGGUUUUCAACCUGAAUGCACCCGUACCUCCACCCACCGACGGUCAAGCAGAACCUCUGCAGCAGUCCAGCCAGUUUCCUGGUGGCUUUGCUCAGGGCUUUAACAGCCAAUCGGAGGAUGCCGUAGAGCAGCUGGAAAUGCCACAGGAACGGUUACAGUCAGUUGUUGGUGGGUUCCAGUCCCAAGACCAAGUUAUCCCCUCAGCGGGAAACGAUGAGGAUUCCUCUGCCGGAGCAGGGUUUGGGCAGUCCAGCCAGUCCUUCUACAACAGCAGGGCCGUUCCCAGAGGUGGACCCAGGAAUGCCCGGGGAGUGAUGAAUGGAUACCGGGGCUCCUCCAAUGGAUUCAGAGGAGGAUAUGAAGGAUAUCGUCCUUCCUUUUCAAAUGCUCCUCCCACCAGUGGGUAUGGCCAAACCCAAUUCAGUGCAUCUCGGGACUAUUCCAACAGCAGCUACCAGCGGGAGGGAUACCAGCAAGGCUACAAGCGAGGCACUGCUCAAGGAUCUCGGGGUUUGUCUCGGGGGAACGCUCAAGCAAUGCGAUCCUAAUGAAUUUUACGGACCAUCACGUUGGACGCCACGUUGAACAUUCAGGAUAUUGAAUGUGUUUGCCCUAGCUCACUUUUUAAGUGUUUCCUUUCUAACAAGUAACCUUUUUUUUUUAUUUUUAUUUUUUUACUUUUGGCCCACUUAAGAGUCAGCCUGCUUUGGUCUGUCUAGGUCCACUUCGUGUUUGAACACAACAUGCAGAAGUUCAUCACAUGUAGGAUUCUCAGCGAGUCUAUGUGUGUGUGCGUAUGUGUUGUAAAACUACAAAUAGAUAUUCCUGUAAACUUGAAAGAUUUCAUUAAUUUAUUUUUUUUACAAAAUAAAUGCAAAAAACCCCAACCCUGCCACUGUUAAACUGAUUCCAUGAGAAUAUUUAUUCUCUUGUGCCCUGAGCUCUCAAACACUUUUUUCCUUUUAAUCUUAUAAUUUUCAUAAAGACAUUUUGUUUUUUAACUCAUCUGUUGCAGCAUAACCCAUUUGUACACUGAUAUUGGUUGAGACUGUUUCAAUAAAGUUGUAUCCUAAAAAGCUG
Messenger RNA from Nothobranchius furzeri (turquoise killifish), 2611 nucleotides. RefSeq names its product cell cycle associated protein 1a (gene caprin1a). The record is from RefSeq and is a predicted model, not a curated record. Gene Ontology annotation, molecular function: RNA binding. Gene Ontology annotation, cellular component: cytoplasm. Lineage: Eukaryota; Metazoa; Chordata; Actinopteri; Cyprinodontiformes; Nothobranchiidae.